Symbiodinium pilosum is the source of this 825-nucleotide messenger RNA. The record is from the annotation of a GenBank genome assembly. NCBI's taxonomy places the organism in Eukaryota, Dinophyceae, Suessiales, Symbiodiniaceae.
AUGUCUGUCCUUGCCAACUAUGCCUUUGCUUACAAAAUCAGCGUGGCCAUUUUCACGUUGAUCCGGUCUUGCAACAUCAUUGCCACUGUCCUGCUGGGCUAUACAGUCUUUGGGCAACGCUUCUCCAUAGAACAGUUGCUCUGCGUUUUGGCCGUUACUGUGGGCAUCUUCCUCGCCUCCAUGGGCGAGAUCAGGACGCUGAACACCAGCGGGCCCACUUCGACUGAUUGCAGCGCAAUGGGCACAUGCCAUGACGCCCAGACAUCGCCAGCCCCUGCGGAGGGUGAUGUGGAGAUCGCUACCUGGGCCAUUGGCAUUGCAAUGCUGGCAUUCGUGCAGCUUCUGCAAGGCUUCCUUGGGCAUGUUCAGUCCACCUACUACAAGAUAUACAAGGACCUGGCCCCCAAGAAUGAGCUGUGUGACGAGUUCCUGUUUACUUCACAUGUGAUGGCUUUACUGCCCCUCCUGUGCUUGAAGGAUGACAUCAUGGCAGCAGCGAGCAAUGCCCUGGUGUCCGAGCCCGUGCCAUACCUGCCCUUCCACCUCCCAGUUCAGAUUCUUUGGUUGUUGGUCAACAAUGUGUCACAGACCGUAUGCCUCAAGGGGGUGUUCCGCACCAGUGCGACAGUCACCCCGCUGGCACUGACGAUCAUACUCUCCGUGAGGAAAUUCCUCUCCGUGGUGGUUUCCAUAGUGCUGUUCAGCAACCCAUGGACAAUCCAGCACAGCGUGGCGACAGUGCUGAUCUUUGGUGGUGCCUUCGCCUACUCUCAAGUGCCUGCGGCCGCGCCUGCAACAAUUCGAGCGGAUAAGAAGUCUGAUUGA